Molecule: messenger RNA, 1161 nt
Organism: Myiozetetes cayanensis
Lineage: Eukaryota; Metazoa; Chordata; Aves; Passeriformes; Tyrannidae
Gene: MED6
Product: mediator complex subunit 6
Exons: 8
Coding region: 36-776 (246 amino acids)
Biological process (GO): regulation of transcription by RNA polymerase II
Cellular component (GO): mediator complex; core mediator complex
Molecular function (GO): transcription coactivator activity
Source: RefSeq, a predicted model, not a curated record
CGCCCCGCCCCGCCCCGGACGUGCUUGGCGCGGCCAUGGCUGCUGUGGACAUCAGAGACAACCUUUUAGGAAUUUCCUGGGUUGACAGCUCCUGGAUUCCAAUAUUAAACAAUGGGAGUGUGUUGGACUAUUUCUCAGAGAGAAGUAACCCAUUCUAUGACCGAACGUGUAACAAUGAAGUCGUCAAAAUGCAGCGGAUGACCUUGGACCAUUUGAACCAGAUGGUUGGAGUGGAGUACAUCCUUCUCCAUGCCCAAGAGCCCAUUCUCUUCAUUAUCCGAAAGCAGCAAAGGCAAUCUCCAACACAAGUUAUUCCAUUGGCUGACUACUAUAUUAUUGCUGGAGUGAUUUAUCAAGCACCUGAUUUAGGCUCUGUCAUUAACUCCAGAGUUCUCACUGCAGUGCAUGGAAUUCAGUCUGCUUUUGAAGAAGCUAUGUCUUACUGUCGCUACCACCCAUCCAAAGGCUACUGGUGGCAUUUUAAAGAUCAAGAAGAAAGAGAGAAAGCUAAACCAAAAGCCAAGAAGAAAGAAGAACCAAGUUCCAUUUUCCAAAGGCAACGGGUAGACGCUUUGCUUUUAGACCUAAGACAGAAGUUUCCACCCAAAUUUGUUCAGCAAAAGCCUGGAGAAAAGCCUAUCCCAGUGGAUCAAAUCAAGAAGGAACCAGAACCAGCCCCUGAAGCUGUCAAGCCAGAGGAAAAAGAGACUGUAAAGAAUGCUCAGCAGACUGCUGCUGCUAAAGGACCACCCGAAAAACGAAUGAGACUCCAGUGAAGGGAGAAGUUGUUGCACUUCUGGAUUAGUCAUUACCUGGAAAACAUGAGAUUCUUGCUCCCCUUUCUUUAUAUUUAAGCUCUUCCACUGAGACUGACAACUCAGGAACUGAAGUUCCUGUAACAGCUUUUUCUGUAGAAACCUUUCAUGCAAAUAUUAAUGUCAGGAUGUGAGCUGCCUCAAAGAAGGUGUUUUCAUUCUUCAUGGGUUUUUUUUAUGUUGGCUUCUGAGAGUGGUUUUUAGAUGGACAUAUUUAGCAGCCUCCUGAAAACUUUACAAACUCUUGCAUCCUUUGUGUCUAGGUUUUCUACGUAAAAAGAAAAAAACUUUAUAUAUAUAUAUAAAAAUCGGAAUUCUUGGCAAAUAAAACUCCUGGUUCAUGGAA